CUUCCGUCGCUGUGUAUACAAUAACUAGCUGUUAGGGCUAGCUAGUCAGACAGGAGAGAUCUUAUUUACUUGUGUACAGAAUCAUUCUGUAAAACAGAUCAUUGGAGUGUAACACAACGUCUUAAUCGUGUGGCAUUUGGUGUUUCCUUUGUUUCAACGAAGUAACCUUGGAAUUGGCCAACCGUGACCCUUCUCUCCUGAUUUGGAUCUUGGCUAAAUCGAAAGUUCGGAAAUCAUGCCUCUUUUUGGAAACACGUUUAGCCCCAAGAAGACACCCCCUCGCAAAUCAGCGUCGUUGUCCAACCUACAUACGCUGGACAGGUCUACGAGGGAGAUAGAGCUAGGUCUGGAAUAUGGUGCCCCUAUAAUGAACAUUGGAGGCCAGAGUUUGAAAUUUGAAGAGGGUCAGUGGAUUGCUGAAUCGGGAGGCAAUGUUUCAGGAAAGGAGGUGCAGAGACUGAAGAAGAGGAACCAGCAGCUAGAAGAGGAGAACAAUCUGUUGAAAUUAAAAGUUGACCUUCUACUCGACAUGGGAACAGAGGAGAGGGCAAAGAAAAGAAAGCAGAAAGGAGAUAUAAUUUUAAGAGCUUAGACUGAGGAAAAGCAAGCAGCUUGCAGAAUUGUCUGAAACCACAGCGGAGACUCACCUCAUUCAGAAGGAACUCGAGGAAGUGAAGAACCACGCCCGGAGGAAAAAGUAAUCUGAAAGAGUCAAAAAUGAUUCCACCAGAUCACUGGGUUGGUUUGUUAAAUAUGUAUAUUUAAUCAAUAAGUAAAGAAUUGUCAUUUUUGAAUAAUGAUUGAAAUCAUAGUAUGCAGAAGCAGAGUAUUGUUUUGUGUUUUUAUACCUUUUCUACAAUAUUUUGGACUGUUCUUUUACAUAAGUGUGUCGCAAUUAAAUGCAUUUUUAAAAGCUU
Messenger RNA from Sardina pilchardus (European sardine), 917 nucleotides. It is a transcript of the gene cby1, whose product is annotated as chibby 1, beta catenin antagonist. The transcript has 6 exons. Lineage: Eukaryota; Metazoa; Chordata; Actinopteri; Clupeiformes; Clupeidae. The coding region runs from base 236 to 592 and encodes 118 amino acids. The record is from RefSeq and is a predicted model, not a curated record.